GUGCGUCAGAGGAAAAAGGAAGUUGCGGGAUGAAGUUAAAAGUCUUCGACACAGUGCAGCUCUGCAGAACACCCACUACGGAAGAAAGGCAGAACGAGAGCGCUGAAGUCUGACAAUGAGAUAAUGAAAGGAGGAGAACCUCGAGAAAGAAGACAUAGAACUGCCAGGGGAAACUGAAGGUGAGAUCUGAUUUUAUAACUUCUCCUACACUUACACACGGAUAGAAAAUUAUUAAGCUUUCUCCUUGAGUAGCGGCUUUUUUGAUAUUUUGCUGGGUUUCAACAAGGCCGCUUCAAUAUUUCACUAGAUUGACGGCGUGAGAGUGGCUGCUCAUUGUUCACUGAAGGCCGACAGAUUCUCUACUGAUUUGGUCUCAGAUUUUGGAAAGAAAUCUUUAAUAAUUUUAAUAUCCAGGUUCUAGUUUACUAAGAAAGUUAAGCUGUGACAAAUGAGGUUUAGAGCUUCUUUAUUUGUGUAAUUCAGGGGCAAAAGUUAUCACGCUUUAAUGAGGUUGUCUCUUUGUGACUUAAUAGUAAAUACAUUCUAUUCAGUGGGAAAUUCAUAUAGAGAAACCAUGUUUUUGGUUUCUUGUGAAGCUAACUCGUCUGUGAUUGUCAGGAGAGUGUGUUAACUUAAAAUCUGACUGACUGAUUUACUGUUAGUGGGUGUUGUACAGAACAAUAGUGAUGACUAGUUUGUGAAUAUUUUGCCUGUGAGGAUGAACAUAGUGUAAUAAAAUUGUGUCUCACAUCCUGCCUAUCUAUGGAUCUACCAGAAAACAAAGAUGGAGUUGUGGCGGCAGUGUGCGAUGUGGUUAAUCGACUGUCGAGUUCUUCCUGAGAACCACCGGGUCACAUGGGAUGGCGCACAGGUGUGUGAUCUGGCUCAGGCUCUGAGAGACGGCGUGCUGCUCUGCCAGUUGCUCAACAACCUGCUGCCUCAGGCCGUCAACCUGAGAGAGAUCAACCUGCGCCCUCAGAUGUCCCAGUUCUUGUGUCUGAAGAAUAUCCGGACGUUUCUGGGAGUUUGCCAGGAGAAGUUUCAUCUCAGGAAGAGUGAACUGUUUGAAGCCUUUGACUUGUUUGAUGUUCGAGACUUCGCAAAGGUUAUAGACACUUUGUCCAUUCUCUCUCAUUCAUCCAUCGCUACACAAGGAAGAAUCCAGCCUUUUCCUUUGGAAGGAUGCACUCAAGAUGAUGAGAUCUACAGCGGCCUGUCUGACAAGAUAGAUGACACUGUGGACGAGGACGAUGACUUGUACGACUUUGUGGAGGACGAGGAGAACGAAGGAGAUGAGAUCUAUGAAGACUUGAUGAGAACAGACGAACAACCUGAAACUCAGAAGACCGGCGUAGACAAACGAGAGUGCUGCCUGCAGGAGAUCAGACAGACGGAAGAGAAAUACACGGACACACUGGAAUCUAUAUUACAGCACUUUAUGAAGCCUCUUCAAAAGUUUCUGCAACCCCCAGACAUGGAGAGUAUCUUCAUCAACAUAGAGGAUUUGGCUGGCAUGCAUCGUCUUAUGUUGGAGGAGGUCCGGAGUUCCAUCUUAGAUUACGGAGCCAAGAACCUGUACCAGGUGUUUCUGAACUACAAGGAGAGGCUCUUACUGUAUGGUCGGUACUGUAGUCAGGUGGAAAUGGCCACAAAACACCUGGACAAGCUUUCGAAUACAAGAGAGGACAUCAGAAUGAAACUGGAGGAGUGCUCAAACAGAGCAAAUAGUCGACGAUUUUCUCUCAGGGAUUUACUCAUGGUCCCCAUGCAGAGGGUCCUCAAAUAUCACCUGCUGUUACAGGAGCUGGUGAAGCACACCACUGACUCUACAGAGAAGGACAACCUCCGUACAGCUCUUGAUGCCAUGAGAGACUUGGCGCAGUGUGUGAAUGAAGUGAAGCGAGACAACGAGAUCAUCAGACAGAUCACCACCUUCCAGUUGUCCAUAGAAAACAUGACUCAGUCUCUAGCUUUCUACGGUCGCCCAAAGAUCGAUGGAGAGCUGAAGAUCUGCAGCCCGGAGAAAAAGUCUAAGCAGGACAGGUAUGCAUUCCUCUUCGAUAAGGCCAUGUUUGUCUGUAAGAAGAAGGGUGGAGAGACAUUUGAGCUAAAGGAGAUCAUUGAACUACAGCACUACCAGAUACGAGACGAAGCCACCGGGGAAAAGGACAAUAAGAAGUGGUCCUAUUUGUUCCUUCUGCUGGACUGCUACGGGAGGUGUGGAUACGAUUUAUUCUUCAAAACCAGAGAACUGAAGAAGAAAUGGCUGGAGCAGUUUGAGAUGGCUCUGUCGAACAUGUGUCCAGAAAACUCCACGGCCAACAACCACGACUUCCAGAUGCACUGCUUCGAGGACACCACCUCCUGCAAGGCCUGCUCCAUGCUGUUAAGAGGGAUAUUUUUCCAGGGCUAUCGCUGCUCUCGCUGUAAAAUGGCUGCACAUAAAGAGUGUUUAGGCAGAGUCCCUGCCUGCGGGCGAAACUCAGAUCAUGCUGGAAUUGUAAGGAAGAGUAAACAAACACAGAGAUCCUCCGGACAUGCCAGCGUUGGAUUCCCUAAAAUGGAGGUGUGUCAGGAGUACUACGGCCUGCCGCCGCCCCCCGUGGGCUUCGGCACACCCCUCCACCUCUCCAAAGGCGACAUCAUCGAGCUGUCCCGGGCCGACCCCGACCUGCCUUGGUGGGAGGGAAGGAACCUGACUGUGGGUCAAAUGGGAUGGUUCCCUUGCCAAAAAGUCCAGCCCUAUGUCUCAUGUGAUCUCACCUUUUCCCAGAGGCCAACUCCUGACCUGUCUGCCUUCAAAUGGUUUGCAGGGAACAUGGACAGAACAGCUGCCAAAAACCUGUUGCUGUCACGGUCUGAUGGAACGUUCCUCGUGAGGCAGAAAGACGGAGGGGAAUUCGCUAUCAGCAUCAAGUUCAACAUGGACAUCAGACACAUAAAGAUCACGUCAACUGAAGGCCUGUACCGCAUUAAUGAGAAGAAAGCAUUCAAGGGUUUAAUCGAGUUGAUUAAGUUUUACCAGCAAAACUCUUUGAAGGAAUACUUCAAGGACGUGGACACGACGCUGCGUACGCCAUACAAACAACCGGAGCAAAGCAGCUCGCCUAACAACACGCCGAACACCACUCCAAACAGCACACCAGGAGGCAGCAUGAGGAGUUUCGGCGUAGUGAGGGCCAGGUACGACUUCUCGGCCAGGGACCGCUCAGAGCUGUCGCUGCGAGAAGGAGACACCAUCAAGAUCCUCUCCAAGAAAGGCCACAGUGGAUGGUGGAAAGGAGAGGUGUACGGCCGGGUGGGGUUCUUUCCAGCCAACUAUGUGGAGGAGGACUACUCUGACUACUGCUGACGCAGCUCCACGUGAGAAGAUGUCUUUGUGAAACCCGGUGUCCAUCGAUUGCAUUAACCCAUGUGCACGAGUGUGGCUGUGUGCGUGUGAGAGAGAUGCUGUUGCUUGUUAUCUACUGACUGUCUGGUGAUGUGAAUAAAACUUUUUU
Molecule: messenger RNA, 3500 nt
Organism: Centropristis striata (black sea bass)
Lineage: Eukaryota; Metazoa; Chordata; Actinopteri; Perciformes; Serranidae
Product: proto-oncogene vav-like
Exons: 27
Coding region: 785-3352 (855 amino acids)
Biological process (GO): regulation of GTPase activity; intracellular signal transduction; cell migration
Cellular component (GO): cytoplasm
Molecular function (GO): guanyl-nucleotide exchange factor activity; protein binding
Source: RefSeq, a predicted model, not a curated record